AUGGAUGACCCAAGCCAGUCUCCAGUCGCCCGGCUGGAGAAGGGCGUAAGAGAGUCAUUGCAAUCAUUUCGUUAUGAAAAAGCCACUCUGGAAAUCCUCGUGCCUGCUGAGUCGAGUAUUUCAGAACGUGACAGUCUCGACCAGAGCAGUUGCGUUCAAGACUAUAGUCCAAAGCCUGCAGGCAAUGUAAAAGGUUACACUUUGGUUUUCCCCAACAAAGUCUUGAUCGAUAUGCCCCCUGGGAGCAAGAGGAGACUAUACAAGAGAAUUGCCGAAGAGGAUUCUGACCUGUUCUGCUCCGAUGAAGAGACGCCGCCCGAAAGACCAGCACAGAAAAGGUCGAGGAAGUUUUCACCUCUGAUGAUGGAAUUGAUGAAUGCAAAGAUGCCUAGAGUAACCAGACAAGCGUCAAAGGAGAAUCGCUUUGUAAACGACACUUUGCUGGGACUGUACGUAGGAUCAGAAAACGAGUCUGAGGAAAGUCCCGACGACGAAUCUGAUACAUGCACAAGCACACCAGCCCCGCCAGGUGUCAAGGACGAUGACAGAUCCCCAGAUUCACCUUCUAGCCUUGAUCAUGGCGUCUCACAUGCUCUGUCCAUUCCACCUGCAAAGCACCAACGCGAGUUCUACAAAGAUCAAGUCGAGUUCUCUCUGUACCGCACCUUGCACCCAACCUUUCCCGGCCAAAACGUCAAGUUCGACCAUGCCCUGCAGAAGCUCGAUCCCGCCCUACAAACGCUCAGCACAAGCUACUUUGAUUCUUCCAAGUGGAGCGUCGAAUUCACCGCUACGCUCCAGUCGAGACCCGGAAUCGACGUGUGCAGGACGACCGACGCGGAAGCAGCAGCAGGGAAGUGUGAUGCGUGUGGCCGUAAGCAACAACGCGCGUUCGUGAUCAUCUUCCGUGGUUCUGCGUACGAUUGCCACACUCUCGACGACGAGACCGCGACGACUUCGCGCUGUAGUCAGGGUCCACGCAGCGAGAUCGCAUCGCAGCGGCACGUCGCGCCCGCUCAUCGCAAGUUCUACGUCGGCGCCGACUGCAAGGAUUACGCUGAGAAGUCUCAUUCCCUCUGCCACUGGCGUUUUCAGCUGCGUGAAGCCGUCGAGAGACAGCUGAAGCGUGAGGGCUGGAUGACCAGAGCUGCGCGUCUGCGAUGGGAUUCUUGGGCUUCGGCGGAGAAACGCCGUAGAAUCACUGACAUCUUGGAUGCGUGGUAUGCGAAAGGUUUCGGCGCGACGCUUUAUGCUGGGUACCGCAGGUGUAAGAAUUUGAGGAAGUAG
This is a messenger RNA of Glarea lozoyensis ATCC 20868, 1287 nucleotides long. RefSeq lists its product as uncharacterized. The record is from RefSeq and is a predicted model, not a curated record. Lineage: Eukaryota; Fungi; Ascomycota; Leotiomycetes; Helotiales; Helotiaceae. Bases 1 to 1287 code for a protein of 428 amino acids. The transcript has 3 exons.